Tupaia belangeri chinensis (Chinese tree shrew) is the source of this 1095-nucleotide messenger RNA. RefSeq names its product myosin light chain 6B (gene MYL6B). Gene Ontology annotation, molecular function: structural constituent of muscle; calcium ion binding. The coding region runs from base 369 to 992 and encodes 207 amino acids. Gene Ontology annotation, cellular component: myosin II complex. The transcript is spliced from 8 exons. NCBI's taxonomy places the organism in Eukaryota, Metazoa, Chordata, Mammalia, Scandentia, Tupaiidae. The record is from RefSeq and is a predicted model, not a curated record.
UCUAAGCGCGACCUGAACACGCAAGGGCUAAGUGAGAAGGCUGUCUUGAGCCCCGCACCGUUUUAGAAGAAAGACUGUAAAUUCUCCACUGUCUUUAGUUCCAGGACAAAGAGCGGGAAGGAAAGUCUGAGUCACCAACCGCCACCGGCGGCCGGAAGGCACCGCCCCAGUGUCGGCUUCGCCCAGAGAGCGCAGUUUCCCAUCAGCCCGCGGGAGUGCCAGGACUACAACUCCCGGCAUUCUCCGCGGCCGCCGGAAUUAACCCUUCAAAGUCGAGGGCCGCAGUGCGCCCCGCCCCCGCCUUUUACCUGGACCCCGCAGGAGAUGGGUGCCCUCAUCGGCACACUGUCCUGUGGCCACCGGACAUCAUGCCUCCCAAGAAGGAUGUUCCUGUGAAGAAACCAGCAGGACCCUCCAUCGCCAAGCCUGCUGCCAAGCCAGCAGCGGGGGCCCCUCCAGCCAAGCCCAAGGCUGAGUCGGCUGUGCCUUCAGCCCCUGAAAAAACUCAGGAGCCCCCUAUUGAUCUCUCCAAAGUGACGAUCGAGUUUAACAAGGACCAGCUGGAGGAGUUCAAGGAGGCCUUCGAGCUGUUUGACCGAGUAGGGGAUGGCAAGAUCCUGUACAGCCAGUGUGGGGACGUGAUGAGGGCCCUGGGCCAGAACCCCACCAACGCCGAGGUGCUCAAGGUCCUGGGGAACCCCAAGAGUGACGAGCUGAAGACCCGGCGUGUGGACUUCGAGACUUUCCUGCCCAUGCUCCAGGCAGUGGCCAAGAACCGGGACCAAGGCACAUACGAGGACUACCUGGAGGGGCUUCGGGUGUUUGACAAGGAGGGAAACGGCAAAGUCAUGGGAGCGGAGCUCAGACAUGUCCUUACCACCCUGGGAGAGAAGAUGACUGAGGAGGAGGUGGAGACUGUUCUAGCAGGACAUGAGGACAGCAACGGCUGCAUCAACUAUGAGGCCUUCCUGAAGCACAUCCUAAGCGUCUGAGCGCCACAGAUCCAGUGGGCUGGGACCCCAGGCCCCGCCGCGGAAGCACGUUCCUGCCACCAGGGGGCCACCUAUUGUUUCAAAAUAAAGACAUGGUUCCUUC